AUGAAAUUUGGAGGUGUUUGCAUUAUUUUGGUGUUGCAAUGCAUUAUUUCUAUAGAAGGAACUAUACCACAGCCUUUAAACCCCAUGGAAAAUAUUGAAAAAAAUAAGAGAUCCAUUAAUUUUAAGAUUGCAUGGGAAAAUAUUAAAAACGAAUCCAAUCUGGUUUUUAACAGAGUUAAAAACAAAAUAUUUAACAACGAAAAAGUUAAAAACUCUGAUAACAGGGAACAUGGUCAGUUGGAUUCAAAAAUAAGAGAUGCGCUAAGAACGAUUUCUGCUGCUGUGGAAUUACCAAUUUCUGCAAUAAAGUUUACUUUGUCAAAUGUUACAACAGGUUUGGAUACCGACAGAAGUUUUUCGAAUUUUGACAGUUUCAGAGAUAGAUUUGCACUAAUUUACCCAGGUACAAAAUGGUGUGGAAAUGGUGACAGAUCAAGAUCAAUAGAUGAUUUGGGAUACCAUCAAGACACCGAUAUGUGUUGUCGAGACCAUGACAAUUGUCCUGUGGGAAUUCCAGGAAGAGAAUCACAGUAUGGACUUCACAAUACAGGUUUAUUUACAAGAUCCCGUUGUGACUGCGAUAAAAACUUCUACAACUGCCUGAAAUCUUCAAAUUCAGUAACAUCCAAUAUGAUUGCGUUUACGUAUUUUUCGCUUUUAGGUCCACAAUGUUUUGAUCUGAAACCGAGAAUUUUAAGUUGUUUGGAGUUUAGAAUCAAUCGAUGUGUUAAAUAUCAGUUUGAUUACAAUAGCGAACCUAGGUACCAGUGGUUUGACAAUCCAAUUUAUCAUGUACAUUUACUUAAUUAA
Messenger RNA from Brassicogethes aeneus, 810 nucleotides. The record is from the annotation of a GenBank genome assembly. Lineage: Eukaryota; Metazoa; Arthropoda; Insecta; Coleoptera; Nitidulidae.